This is a messenger RNA of Daphnia magna, 1048 nucleotides long. Its product is annotated as postacrosomal sheath WW domain-binding protein. The coding region runs from base 149 to 802 and encodes 217 amino acids. Lineage: Eukaryota; Metazoa; Arthropoda; Branchiopoda; Diplostraca; Daphniidae. The transcript has 4 exons. The record is from RefSeq and is a predicted model, not a curated record.
AACAAGGGAAGAUUCCCUUUUUGACCUUGAUAAUGUAGGGCUGGAAGAGCACAAGUGAGUAUAAAAGUCGGCGUGAUCACGCCAGACAUCACCGUCAGUUCUUCUAGGCUCUUCCUCAAACAGUCCUCAACCUUAUAACCCAUUCAACAUGAAGGCCAUGUAUGUUGUUGUGCUCGCCUUCGCUGCUUUGGCUGCUGUCGAAGAGAUCAAGGGCGUGGCUGCUGAAGAACCUAAGAAGGCGGUGGUCGCUGUGGAAGAAUCUAAAGAAAUUCGCGAGGUGAAAGCCUUACCCGCUUUUGCUUUCGCCAUUCCUUACGGUUUCGGCUACGCUGCUUCUGCUCCUUACGGUUAUGGCUACCAUUCUCCUACUCCUCACGCUUACGGCUACGCUCCUGCUUCUUUCGAUGCCACAUCUGCCAAGUUCGCAGCUACUCCUUUCGCCUUUGGUGCCGCUCCUGCUAAGUUUGCGGCCUCACCUUAUGGUAAUGCGUACGCCGCUGCUCCGUACACUUAUGGUUACGCUGCCCUUCCUUACGGCUACGCUGCGCCAGCCGCUUCCAGCACAGCCAAAUUGGCCGCUCAAGUUUACGCUCCUUACGGUGCCGCGAAACAAUACGCCACCUAUCCGUAUUCUGCCUAUCACAGCCCUGCCUUUCCCUACAGCUACGGAUACGCGGCUAGCCCUUACAACUUCAAGUUUGAUGGCGCUAAGGAUGGCGCUGCAACUUACCAACCAGAGAACUUUCCAUAUGCCUUCCCUGCUUACGCAAAUGCUGGAUUUCCAUUCGCUCUUAAGGAAUAAAUGAUGAUCUGGGAGCCAUUUAUAUAAUAUCCGCUUGCUUAGGUAUCCGACCAAUUUCAACAAAGCUGAGGGAACGAUUUCUUAGGGGACUAGCAGAACGCAUCUCAAAACAAUGGACGCCUUUAUCCAAUCAUCUAAAAUAUUACGAAAAGAACUUACAGUAUAUUAUGAUUUUUUUUUUAUUUUCGUGGGUUGAACUUAAACUGAAAAUUGUCAAUGGAAUACAAACAUAAUUGUCUGCACAGA